AUGUUUUCGAUAAGUGGGUUCAGUGUGGCUAGGGCUACUGCUUUCCAAAGACCAACGUUCCAAAUACCACAACUUUCGAACUUGGGUAAACGUUUCACACAUGAAUAUGCUCCAAGAUUCAAGAAAGUAAAGAAGGCCCAAAAGGGUAGAGUCACUGUUCGUACUGGUGGAUCCACUAAAGGUUCCACUGUUCAAUUUGGUACUUAUGGUUUACGUUUGAAGAGUGAAGGUGUUAGAUUAAAAGCUAUUCAAUUAAAGGAAGCUGAUAAUUCAAUUAUGAGAAUGAUGAGACCUGUGGGAGGUCAACUUUGGAGAAGAUUAAGUACGGGGAUUGCUGUUUGUAUAAAAGGUAAUGAAACUCGUAUGGGUAAAGGUAAAGGUGCUUUUGACCAUUGGAUGGCUAGAGUUCCAACAGGGAAAGUUAUUUUUGAGAUUGCUGGUGAAAAUUUACAUGAACAAGUUGCUAGAGAAGCUUUCAGAAAAGCAGCCACCAAAUUACCAGGUUUAUAUGAAUUCAUUAAAGUUGAUACACCAGUUAGAGUUGGUUUAAAGCAUUUCAUUCCUAAAGAAGAAAAAAUCAAUUAUUUUACAGAGGAGAAGAAAAAUCCAUCAAAGGUGUAUUUAAAUAAACAACAAGCUAACGAUGAUAUUUAUAAACUAUACAAAAAUCGUUAA
Messenger RNA from Hansenula anomala, 675 nucleotides. It is a transcript of the gene MRPL16, whose product is annotated as mitochondrial 54S ribosomal protein uL16m. Gene Ontology annotation, biological process: mitochondrial translation. Lineage: Eukaryota; Fungi; Ascomycota; Saccharomycetes; Phaffomycetales; Wickerhamomycetaceae. The transcript is spliced from 2 exons. The record is from RefSeq and is a predicted model, not a curated record. Gene Ontology annotation, molecular function: rRNA binding; structural constituent of ribosome. Gene Ontology annotation, cellular component: ribosome; mitochondrial large ribosomal subunit. Bases 1 to 675 code for a protein of 224 amino acids.